AUGCCGCCUUCACAGUUAAAGCAGCUCAAGUCCUCGCUGCGUGACAGCGGGGUCGUCGCGCCGCAGAAGUCGAAAAAGCAAAAACGUGAGAAUGCGAAAUCCGGCGCCGGCGGGCAGGAACGAAUCCGCCGCAAUGCCGCCUUGGAGGCUAUUCGCGACCGCUUCAAUCCGUUUGAGAUCAAGACUACGGCCUCGCGGUCUAAAUUCGACGUGACCACGCGAGAUGGAGGCUCGAAAUCUGCCGACAAGAACCAUAGACCCGGUGUCACAAAAUCGCUGGGCGAAGUGAGGAGACGCGAAACACUGCUUCGGGAAAUGAACCGCAAGAACAAGGUGGGCGGUGUCAUCGAUCGCCGUAUUGGUGAAAACGAUCCGACCAUGACGCCCGAGGAGAGAGCUGCCGAACGAUUCGCCCGAGAAAGUGAACGACGAUUGCGGAAAGAAUCAAUGUUCAAUCUAGAGGAGGAUGAUGACGACGAGGAAUUCCAACUUACCCACAAAGGGCAGUCUCUGUCUUUCGAGGAUGGCGUGAACCUGGAAGAUUACAACGACAAGGACGCGGACCUGGAUGAAGAGGAUUCGGACUCAGAACUUCCCCACAAGAGGAAGCGAGUAUUCGAGGACGAGGAUGAUAUGGGCGGCGCUGCAGAUGGGGAGGACGAGGAGGAGGAAGAGCUGCCGGAGCGGAAGAAAUCAAAGCAUGAAGUCAUGAAGGAGGUGAUCGCCAAGUCAAAGUUCCACAAAUUGGAACGACAACAAGCCAAAGAGGACGACGAUGACCUGCGGGAGGAACUCGAUAAGGAGCUCCCUGACUUGUUCGGUAUGCUGAGAGGUGUGAAGCCUCCGCCAAAGCCCGAGCCUCCGAAAGACGACAUGGGGGCGAUGAACCCGGAGCGUGCGGCCUGGAUUGAAGGAGGCCCUGGAAAGGAUACCGAGAAAGAAUACGAUCAACGCUUGAGGCAGAUGACUUUCGAACAACGGUCUAAGCCCACCGAUCGCACGAAGACCGAAGAGGAGAAGAUUGAGGAGGAGGCUCAGCGAUUGAAGAAACUGGAAGAGGACCGCCUGCGAAGAAUGCGGGGUGAGGAGUCGAGUGAGGAUGAAGAGAGUGCGAAAGAAGACGCAAGCGAUGUUGAUGAUAUGGGGGAUUCUGAUAACGAAUCGGUAUUUGACGAUGCGAAAGCAUUUGGUUUCCAAAUGUCGGCGGAUCAGACUACCUCACGCCCGGAACUGGCGGUUGAGGAUGAAGAUGAUUUCAUUAUUGAUGACGAUUUGGUGGAGACGAGGUCUGAUGUCGAUUUGUCGCUUGAUGGCAGCGAUGAUGAGGCAUCCUUUGUCGAGGAUUCUGAGGGCGAGGAAGAAGACGCACAGGAGGACGAGCACAUCAACGGCCUCACUAUCCCAGAGGGCGAGUCUGCUGCCACAGCUGACGGAGUGCAAAUCGCCGCUGAUGGACUCGCAUACACCUAUCCCUGCCCCCGCGACCAUGAGGAGUUCCUCAACAUAAUUAAAAAUGUGGCCGUUGAAGAUCUGCCCACUGUGGUCCAGAGAAUUCGAGCAUUGCACCACCCUCGUCUUGCCAGUGCCAAUAAAUCGAAACUGGGCCGGUUCUCCGCGAUCCUCGUCGAACACGUUGCAUAUAUGGCUAAUCAACCGGAACAUCCGCCGUUUGCAGUCCUGGAGAAUAUCCUCCGACACGUUCACUCUCUCGCCAAAUCGCAUCCUGAGGAAGUGUCGCAGGCAUUUAGACGCCAUCUCCGCCAGAUGUCCGCGGAACGACCGCUCAACCCGCUUCCCGGCGAUCUGGUUAUCUUGACCGGCGUUUCUGUCAUCUUCCCGACCUCAGACCACUUCCACGCCAUUGCGACACCGGCGCACCUUACGCUUGCCCGGUAUCUGGGGCAAAGCACCGUCAACUCGCUGGCUGAGAUCUCCACAGGCACCUACGCCGCCAGUCUCUUCCUGCAAUACCAGGAGAUCUCGAAGCGGUACAUGCCCGAAUUCAUCAACUACGUCCUGAACGCUUUGUGUCAUCUCUGCCCUAAGGAACCGACAACCAGUCUCGGGGCUUUCCCAACACGCAGCCCGGAGGUAUCUCUCAGACUGAGAGCCACGAAGUCCAUCGCCCCCCGAACGCUCCAAUUCUGGGACAUGUCAGGUCCUGCCGCAGGAGCAGAAGAAGAGCUCAAGCUCUCCCUGAUCACCACGCUCGUCAAGCUCCUCGACACAGCGUCCGAUCUCUGGUCCGACAAGUCCGCCUUCACCGAGAUCUUCACCCCCGCGCACGCAGUGCUCACCCACCUCGUGAAAACCUGGCCCGCCAAGCUCUCCAAGGCCACCGUCCAAGCCACCCUCACCAAGGUAUCGACACACCUCUCCCAAGCCCACCUACACCGCCGGCCCCUCGAACUCCACCACCACAAACCCCUCGCCAUCAAAUCCGCGAUCCCCAAAUUCGAAGAGUCCUUCAACCCGGACAAGCACUACGACCCGAACCGCGAGCGCGCGGAGCUCAACAAGGUCAAGGCGGAGUACAAGCGCGAGAAGAAGGGCGCGAUGCGCGAGCUGCGCAAGGACGCCAACUUCGUGGCGCGCGAGCAGCUCCGGGAGAAGAAGGAGCGCGACUCCGAGUACGAGCGCAAGUACAAGCGGCUUGUGGCAGAGGUGCAGAACGAGGAGGGUCGCGAGGCGAAUGCUUACGAGAGGGAGAAGAGGUUGCGGAAGGGGCAGCGGUGAUUCUUCUCCUCCUUUUUUACUAUUAUAUUCUCUUGCUUUCUUUUUUUACUUUCCCUUUAUUGUUGUUGUUUUAUGCAGGUUGUGGUUGUUUUAUUUCACAGGGAUGGGGUACAAAAUG
Messenger RNA from Aspergillus campestris IBT 28561, 2854 nucleotides. RefSeq names its product snoRNA-binding rRNA-processing protein NOP14. Gene Ontology annotation, biological process: maturation of SSU-rRNA. The record is from RefSeq and is a predicted model, not a curated record. Gene Ontology annotation, cellular component: nucleolus; Noc4p-Nop14p complex; small-subunit processome. The transcript has 2 exons. Lineage: Eukaryota; Fungi; Ascomycota; Eurotiomycetes; Eurotiales; Aspergillaceae. The coding region runs from base 1 to 2736 and encodes 911 amino acids.